Molecule: messenger RNA, 6315 nt
Organism: Pseudophryne corroboree (corroboree frog)
Lineage: Eukaryota; Metazoa; Chordata; Amphibia; Anura; Myobatrachidae
Gene: GALNT12
Product: polypeptide N-acetylgalactosaminyltransferase 12
Exons: 11
Coding region: 208-2004 (598 amino acids)
Biological process (GO): protein O-linked glycosylation
Cellular component (GO): Golgi apparatus
Molecular function (GO): polypeptide N-acetylgalactosaminyltransferase activity
Source: RefSeq, a predicted model, not a curated record
GGGCGGGACUAGCUUAGGGGUGUGGGCUGGACCCGGAGAAGGGAAAGGUGACGGAGGGAAGAGGAAGAAGUUCUGCUACAGCUGGGACGUGUGUUACUGAGGGAGGGCAGUUCGGUAAUCAGUGGCGGCUCUGGGCACCCUGAGACAGAAGUUACUACUUUGAGACAUUUCCUAUACUUUCACUAAAAGAGUGGCAGUGUGAUUUAAAUGAUGAGUAAAAGACGACGUUUCGUAAAUCCUUGGCAACCACUCAGGAGGAGGAAGGGUCUUUGUCUAUUGGCAGGUAUCUCCUGUGUGUUAUUCUUUGGCUUUCUGUUGCUGAGCAGAGGUGCAGAAGACAAUAGUAAUAACCACUAUUCUAAAGAACUGAAGGGAGAGGCUCAACAUGAACGCAGGGAAGUUAUAGAAACUGUGCUAGACUAUGAGGAAAUAAAGAAGACCGUGUAUGAAAAACCACCUUUAAAUCCUCAUUCCUUGGGAGAGUUUGGGCAUUCUGUGAAACUCAACCUUCAAGGGGAAGAAAAGAAGCUGGAGGAGGAAAGCAUCAACAAGCAUCAGAUAAACAUCUACCUCAGUGAAAAGAUCUCAUUACACCGUCGUCUGGAGGAGAGAUGGAACCCAAUGUGUAAAACUGUGAAAUAUGACUACUACAAGUUACCCAAAACUUCUGUGGUCAUUGCCUUUUACAAUGAAGCCUGGUCAACACUCUUGCGGACAGUCCACAGUGUCUUGGAAACAUCUCCAGACAUCCUCCUGGCGGAAAUCAUCCUUGUUGAUGAUUAUAGUGAUAAAGAACACCUGAAAGAGCGUUUAGAAAAGUAUAUCUCCAGUUUGAAGAAGGUACGGCUAAUCCGCGCAAACAAGAGAGAAGGUCUGGUACGAGCACGUCUUCUUGGAGCUUCAAUAGCCACAGGAGAAGUUCUAACUUUCCUUGAUUGCCACUGUGAGUGCCAUGUGGGAUGGCUGGAACCACUAAUGGAAAGGAUCCGGGAAAAGGAAACUGCUGUGGUUUGCCCAGUGAUUGACGUAAUUGAUUGGCUUACAUUUGAGUAUCUGGGCAAUGCUGGAGAGCCUCAGAUUGGAGGAUUUGAUUGGAGACUUGUCUUCACUUGGCAUGUAGUACCUGAGAAAGAACAAAGACGCAGACGCUCUCCUAUUGAUGUCAUAAGUUCUCCAACCAUGGCCGGUGGGUUAUUUUCUGUCAGUAAGAAAUAUUUUGAAUACUUGGGAUCGUAUGAUACUGGAAUGGAAGUAUGGGGUGGAGAAAAUCUUGAAUUUUCAUUUAGGAUCUGGCAGUGUGGUGGAACCCUUGAAGUUCACCCAUGUUCCCAUGUGGGACAUGUCUUUCCCAAGCAAGCCCCAUACUCUCGGAGUAAAGCUUUGGCAAACAGCGUGCGUGCAGCAGAAGUUUGGAUGGAUGAUUAUAAAGAGCUUUACUACCAUCGAAACCCUCCAGCCCGCUUGGAGCCAUAUGGAGAUGUGACGGAGAGAAGACAGCUAAGGGAGAGACUGAAGUGCAAAUCAUUCAAAUGGUUUUUGGAGACUGUUUUCCCAGAGCUCCAUGUCCCUGAGGACCAACCUGGCCGCUUUGGAAUGCUUAAAAAUAAAGGAAUGGAGAACUACUGCUUUGACUACAAUCCUCCAAGUGAGAAUGAAGUCACAGGACAGAAGAUUAUCAUAUACCCAUGCCAUGGUAUGGGACAAAAUCAGUUCUUUGAAUACACCACUUAUAACGAGAUCCGUUAUAACACUCGUCAUCCUGAAGGCUGUGCAACCGCAGAUCAAGAUUCAGAUCACCUGACAAUGUUCUUAUGCCGGGAAAAUGGUCAAAAUGUGCCUGAAAACCAGAAGUUUAUUUUCAAAGAGGAUGGUACCUUAAUACAUCUGCAAACACAGAAGUGUGUACAAGCUGAAAGAAAUGGUAAAACAGGAAAUGCUGAACUUGUGCUAAGACCAUGCUCGGAGUCUGCUCUUCAGAAGUGGUUUUUCCAAGAGAGCAGCUGAACCAAAAGCAUGUGGACUGGUGUAGCCACUAAUGAUUUUCUUCUCAGAAGACUAUGUCAAAGAAUAUAUUCCAGGAAUCGUUGGAGUCUAUACUUGUCUUUUUUGUAUUUGGCAGCUAUGGGAUGUCACUGGCAAAUGCUUGUCCGAAAUCUAUGCAAUAGGUACUGUCAAGAUGUUUGUAGCCGCAAACCUGAAUGUUUAUAUUUUUCUAUUUUGUACUGUGCCUUUUAGGAAUAUGGGGUGGUGAAAGACUUAAACUGUUCCAAAAUGUAUAAACUACAGGAAUGUAGUACUUUUUAAAGGCUAGAAGUCUUUAGUGAAGAAAAAACAGAAGAAUAAUUACUUCCCCUGCAAAAUAAGAAUGUAAUGGAAAUGUGUUGAUAGGUUCUAAAUCGGGUAAAUUGUAUUUGUGAAAAUUGUUUGUUUGGAUGCUGAUUAAGCAACUUUUUAUGUUUCUUCCUUCCUUUAUUGCUGAGAACUGAAUAUCUCCAUUCUGAUCUUGAAAAUCUACUCAGGGUUAUGGUAUGUUGUACCUGUCACAGGAGAGACUGCGUGGUGUUCAGAAUUGAUUAUACUAAGUCACUGUAGACUUGUAUUAUCUUGCAUUAUUAAUUCCCUUUGAUCUUCAAUAUAAACUUUCAAUGAUUAGUUUCAUAAAAGUUAGACGUUUAUUUAUAAAGUUAUGUAGUAUUAGAAGAAAGUAGGUGUUUAAUACUAUAUAUUGAGAAAACGGAUUGUUUUUUUUUAUUGACCAGAACAUUUUAGUUUUUCUUAGUAAUUUAUAUAAAUACAGUGUGAUCAUGCAAUAUGAUAUGCUGCUUGUAAACCAUGUAAUUUUCUAGAGGCAAAACUGCACAUCAGAUUGCAUGGAAUGGUAAGGGCUUAAGCUGCUGUUCGGAGACCAUGCUGGGUAACAAACAGCCUCACGUUUCACGCUGCUAUGUGGUUGUGACAUGCGAGAGAGCUCAAACCUCAUGCUGUUCCAGUUAUCCCAUGUGCCAGAAAGCCAAACAAUUACAAGUAAUGGGGAACAUUAUCUCUACCUACAUUCCCUAGUAGUCUAGCCUACUUAGAAUAGGGCCCACACCUCUUGGGGACUGACCCCCCCCAAAAUGGUUAGACCUGUGCACAUAGAGCAUGUUGUCCCAGCUGUGUAGCACUGAGCUCCAGGUUCCCAUGGCUUUUGGGUACCAGAGUAAACGUGACAAAAUAUAUUACAUGCUGUUGUAGUACUAAGAGUGCCUGCAGGCGUGAAUUCUUAUUGCCCUAAUAAAAAUAAAACACUAGUGCCUUGUGAUAUAUUAAUAAAAUAUUUUUGCCCCCAUAACAUAUGGAAGAAAUAGUAGUGUCUGUGUUAAAAAGAAUAAAGUAAUGUUUGCCACUAAAUAAAUACAUUCAUUAUUUCCCUCCAUAAUCCAUAAAAAAAUGUUUUCUUCUAAGAAAUUUGUUCCUGAAAUACUUCCAUUUUUCAUGGUCCAGUGUAAUCCAAGGGGACGAUGGUAAUUAAUAUGGAAAAGAAAAAAACCCACAUGGAGUAGACCGCACACUGCUAAGGAGCAAAAUUAAUUGAGCUAUAACGAAUUGGGGUCGUUAACAACCAGGCAGCAAAUACGAUUGGGGGGGGGGGACUAGGAACGAAACCGCAAUCAAUAAGUAUAUAUGUAAGAGAGUUAAUGUAUGUAUAUAUUUGUAAGAAAUACCUACACUUAUCAGAGGGAACAAUGGAGACCGGAGAACAGAUGUACACUGGUGACACGGAUAGUGCUUGGCAGAGAGAGCGAGGGAAGAGGGCCCUAGGGCGGAGGGGUUAGACUCUAUGGGGGGGUAACUGGUUGGAUAAACAGAGGUAAGGAGUAGAGAGUUAUGAUAGCUGAUAGGCUUGUAUGAAAUCGCGAGUCUAGAGAGCUAAUUUAAAGGAGUGUAGGCUGUCUGAAAGUCUGAUAGAGAGAUGGAGUAAGUUCCAGAGCGGUGGGAAGACGCAUGAGAAAUCUCAGAUGCAGGAAUGAGAGGAAGUGAGCUGAUGUGAGAAGAUGGCAGGAGCGAGAGUGCACAGAAAUAAGGUUGGAAAUGUAGGAGGAAGAGGACCAGAUGGGGAGCCAGUGCAGCAAUUGGCAAGAGGGGGAGGCUGACACCGAGUGGCAAGGGUGAUAGAUGAGCCUGGCAACUGCAUUCAUGAUAUGUUGAAGUGGGGAGAGAUGAGAGAGGAAGGUCAGAGAGAAGGAUAUUGCAGCAAUUAAGGUAAGAAAUAAGUGCAUGAAUAAGAGAUUUGGUGGUGUCCAUUGUGAGGAAAGGGAGGUGAGUAUGGUGCGGUCAAUAGAUAGAGUGGGGAGAAGAGGCUGUACUGGAUGAAGUUUGGUUUUAGACAUUUUGAGUAUGAGCAAUCUAGGACAUCCAGAAGGCGAUGAUAGAGUUGGAGCUCACCUGCAUAUAGAUGGUGCGUACUGUAGAGAUAUAAAUAAAUAGAUACAUACAUAUAUUUGUAGUAAUGGCCGACACUCCCCUGUGACAGAUAAGGUGCUCUCCGGUGCCGCCCAGCAGCAGCAGCAACAACAACACAAGAGUCUCACCUUGACAAUGUGGCGUGAGUGGCCCCAAAACAUUGGUGCUUUAUAUACCAUUCAAGUGAUUAAGAGUCUCAGAGUGCCGCCUCUUUUUUUCUUGCAUGUAUAUGCGUGUGUGUAUAUAUCUAUAUCUAUAUAUAUAUAGAUAUAUAUAUUUGUGUGUAUAUGUAUAGCAAAAGUCAAUUAUCAUAUACUCCUAUAUAAUUAUAAGUGCUCAUUUUCCUCAAAAACUUGUAUUUGACCUCUGAUACCUGUAGGAUAAAAUAAAACCAGAUGGAAUUAUUUUACGAUGAUCAAAUUUAGUUAUUUAUUUAUAAACAAUAUUUUAACAAAAACAAUUCUAUUUUAUAACCCAGAGCAGUCCCACACAUAGGGGGUUGCUCAGUACGGAUUGCACAUUCUGCCAAAAAGCAGAAUGUGCAAUCCGUUCUUUCGCAUGCUGGGGACCGCCCAUCGCAGGGCAAGGCCGCCCAGCAUGGUAAAUGGCCUGCUCUGUGGUUGCGACCGCAAUUAAAGUGCAGUCGAAGCAACUGUGGAUGACCCCCUACAGCUGCAGCUAGGCUGCGUAUGCAGGCAGUUCACCACCAUUUUCUUGAUCGGUGCGACUGCGCGUGAUGACACUCAGCCACCCCAAAAACGCUGCCAAUACACCCUUGUUUCCGCGACUACACCCCCUGCCCCGCGAACACCUCUGCCUGUCAAUCAGGCAGAGGCGUUCUCAGUUAAUGUGAUCCAAUCGCAUUAACUGCGGGUGCACGCGAAGAACGGGACCUGCAUGUGCAAAGUGCCGCCGGGGUUAUUUUACAAUAAUACAGUAUGAUCACAUUUACACGGACAGUGAUCUCUACUUGCAGGAAUUUAUUCAGAAAAUCCCUGAGUGCAAUGACCAUUUUCCUCUCUCCUCAAAACUGAAAUCUGAACUUUUUAAAACAUUAGUUUCUUUUAUUUAAAUGUUGGUUCGCUGAAAUUGCUGUGUGAAGAAUUUAUGAUAUAAGUGCCUUACAGAAGUUUACAAGUUAAUGUUUUGUAUUCAAAAAAGGGUGAUCAAUUCUGGGUUUGAUUACCAUGACUGUUAAUGUUUGGAUUGGCUGAAUUUGGCUAUGUAUGUAAAAUUGAUGAUUUAUUUUUGUUGUUUAUUUAUAUCUGAGGCAAAUCUAGUAUAUAUAGUGGUAAAAUGUUUGUUUUUCUAUCAGCACUCUAAAGCUGGAUACACACUGAUUUACGUGCAUUAGUUCUGACAUGGAAAUUCUGUGUACACACUGGAACUAGUUUUAUGAAGGAUGGAACGAUCAUGUUCCAUCUUUCAUAAGCAUAAGGUCGCUAGCGAUAUUGCUAGGUUUGAUUUACAACACAUCAAACCUAGCGUCCGUUGUUAGCGACAGUUGGAGCACGCAGUCGCUUGUACACACAAAGAUUUAAUCGAUUUUAUUGUUACGGAACGGCAUCACUCCAGUGUAUACCCGGCUUAAGAAAUGUUAUGUUUUAUUUUCUUUUAUGGAAUUUCUGGAAGAUUAAUUUACAAUAAACAAUUCCAUUUCUGUAAACCUUCUGCAAAAUCAGUUUUAUUUAUGGAGAAAAUAAGCCAAUUGCCUAACUCAAAUAAUGAAUACUUUGUGGAUGAAAUGUUGACAUACAGUAUGCCACAAUAUGAGGGAUAUUAUUUCGACAAGGGGUAUUAUUUGAUUGAUACCUAAAUUAAUAGUUACAUUUUCUACAAUAAAAAAUAAAUAAAAGUGAUAUAUGUAAGAUA